ACCGGUAGACCCCUUCUUUUUCAAAAUACGGUUCAUUCACGGCUGGCCUCGUUCUCGGUAACACAACCAUGGAGAGGGAGAGGGUUGCCCGUGGGAACUUUCUGGUAAUAUGGGUUCUUCUCAUCGGCCUACUGAUUUGGCCGGCUGGGGGAAGCAGGAAGCUUGAGGAGACGUGUGGAGGCAGCGAGUGCCCCAGUGGGAUGAAAUGCUGCAGCAGCGUUUGCAAGGAAUGCUGUGGAAAUGCGCAUUACAAACUGGGAAAGUCUGCUGUGACGGACAGUGUGAAGAUGGAGAAUGCUGUCCUGGAAGACCAAACUGCUGCAACGGCGCGACAUGCACUGCUGGCACCAAAUGUUGCGAUAAAGUGUGCAAGGGUUGUUGCAGUAAUGAAGACUGCAAAACUGGGGAGUUGUGCUGCGAAGGGCAAUGUGAAAGUCGACAAUGCUGCCCCAGAGACCUGUAUUGCUGCAACGGACAGCCAUGUCCCGCUGGCACUCACUGCUGCGAUGGAGAGUGCAAGGCUUGCUGCAGUAACGGGGACUGUGAAACUACGGAGGUCUGCUGCAAAGGACAAUGCCAAAGUGGCGAAUGCUGCCGCACCGACUGCUGCAAUGGAGAGUGCAGUGCUUGCUGCAGUAAUGGGGACUGUGGAGCUGGGAAGGUCUGCUGUGACGGAAAAUGCGAAAGCGGUGAAUGCUGCCCUGGGAACCCGGAUUGCUGCAACGGGACAAAAUGUGCUGAAGGCGCCAAAUGCUGCAAUGGAGAGUGCAAGGCUUGCUGCAGUAACGGGGACUGUGGAACGACGGAGGUCUGCUGUGACGGAAAAUGCCAAAGCGGUGGAUGCUGCCCUGGGACGCUGGGUUGCUGCAAUGGGAAGACAUGUCCUGCGGGCUCCCAAUGUUGCAAUGGAGAGUGCAAGGCUUGCUGCCGUAACGCGGAUUGCAAAUCUGGGUACGUCUGCUGCGGGGGACAAUGCCAAAGUGGUGACUGCUGUCCUGGGACCCUCGGCUGCUGCAACGGACAGUGUCAAAUUGGUGAAUGCUGCCCUGGGACCCCGGAUUGCUGCAACGGAAAGGUGUGCGUGGUUUGCGGCAGUCACAAUGACUGCGGGCCUGGAAUGGUCUGCUGCAAUGGAGUGUGCAAGUAUUGCUGCAGUAACGGGGACUGUGGAGCUGGGUAUGUCUGCUGUGGCGGUCGUUGCCAAGGACUUAGUGGUGAUUCUGGUGAAUGCUGCAAUGAACAGGUAUGCCCUGCAGGCACCUACUGCUGCAAUGGAGUGUGUGCGAAUUGCUGUAGUGACAUGCACUGCGACCCUGGGAUGGUGUGCUGCAAAGAAGAAGGAUGCGUAUAUGCAGGAUGCUGCCCUAGUGACCCGAAUUGCUGCAACGGAAAACCAUGUCCCGCCGGCGAACAAUGCUGUAGCGUAGAGUGCAAAAGUGGUGGCUGCUGCCCUGAGGACCCCGGUUGCUGCAACGGAGUGACAUGUGAUAGGAGGACCAAUUGCUGCAAUGGAG
Chara braunii is the source of this 1514-nucleotide messenger RNA. The record is from the annotation of a GenBank genome assembly. Lineage: Eukaryota; Viridiplantae; Streptophyta; Charophyceae; Charales; Characeae.